Messenger RNA from Poecilia latipinna (sailfin molly), 2748 nucleotides. RefSeq names its product minichromosome maintenance domain containing 2 (gene mcmdc2). The coding region runs from base 523 to 2637 and encodes 704 amino acids. The record is from RefSeq and is a predicted model, not a curated record. NCBI's taxonomy places the organism in Eukaryota, Metazoa, Chordata, Actinopteri, Cyprinodontiformes, Poeciliidae. Gene Ontology annotation, molecular function: ATP binding; DNA binding; single-stranded DNA helicase activity. The transcript has 14 exons. Gene Ontology annotation, biological process: double-strand break repair via break-induced replication. Gene Ontology annotation, cellular component: nucleus.
ACCUUGCACAUUUUAGAAGUUGAGAAAAAGCACAUUUGGGAUUCCUCAGGGUGCCAACCAGGAGUCUCUUCUAUUUAAUAUCGAAGAUAAGUAGCUAUGCAAGGGACACACAACUCUACAUUAGUGCCACCAAAGGACUAUUAACCUAUUCAAGCAAUGAGUACAGGCAUGAGCACAAGCAUUUCAAACAAGUCAGUUAAAACUGGUACAAAAACAUAAUUAACUAUCCUGUAGGCUAGCUUGGCCAGUAGGUCAAAAUGUUGGUUUUAUUUAUUUUCCAAUCUUUUUUGUUUCUCUUUUUACAACAUCACUAAACUCGAUAUGCUUUCUCAUAAUUAUUACUGAUAUUAGGUUAAUUUCUGAAGAGGCCUUUACGACCCCAAGCGUUCAUACUUGUGACCCCCGGUGGGUUCCCGAGCCCAACUUUGGACUCAGUGCAAGCCGCGAAUCGGAAGCUAACUUCGUCGUCGUGUUGAACAAAAAUUUUUAUCUAAAUUUUCCUUUUAUUAUUAUUUGAAACAAAUGGCUGACAUUUUAUCAUUGAAAGAAUCAGUUCUGGUUUAUUUAGACAGAAGUGGUGGUCUUCAGAAACUUGCGGACGACUGCAGACCUCUAAACGGUAAUAAUUUAGCUGGAGGCUACAUGAAGCUAUAUUUACCGUUGCUAACUAAGUUUUGCUCCUCCUCAUCAGACACCCAGGAGACCGAGGCAGUCUACAGGUUCAGGGUUCUUGUAAAUCCUUCAGAUUUAAUAGAAAUGGAUCCUAGACUAGGGGACUGUGUCCUGCAUGAUCCCCUCAGAGCGACCGGUCUGUUUCAGUCAGUGUGUUUUUUGGCUAUAAAAACACUUUCACUUACUGACAAAAUACAUACAGCGAGUCAGGUGAAUGUUUCUCUGAAUUUUACACAUCUUCCUCCAUUCCCUGAGUACACGUUGGACCUUAGCGGUUUUCACCAAGUGUACGGUCCCAUGAGGCCCGUCUCCAUGGAGGGGGCAGUCAUUGCCAUAACGAGGGUCACAAAAUACACCCAGGGGGCAAGAUUCCUCUGUACUGAUGAUGACUGCCCUGGCUCUACAGGGUUCCACCACAUCCGGGUCCAUGCACCUGGAGCCACCGAGUCAGCCACGGUGAGAAAUGACUUCAGCUGCAUGAUCUGCAGCUCCCAGCUGAAGGAGGAUGUGAAGUUUAGAGUAUUAGGAGACAAACAGCUGGUGGAGCUGAUCCAUGUCGAAGCGUUGGAUGUCCUGAGAGGCCGACGGCAGAGCUCUUUCAGAUACCAAUCUGUCACUCUGUUUCUCAGAGACGAACUGUGCCACUCGAUGACAAUCGGUCGACUCUACAGGGUGGUAGGCAUCCCUGUGCUUGUGCAUCAGUGGCCGAGCAUUACCUGGAGCGUGGAGGCAAACAGCGUUCAGCCGUGGGAGCCGCAACCUCUGCCUCCAGGCUGCCGUAAAGAGUCCCCCAGAUUUCUGGAGCUGUCGGAGCGCGUGGCUCCUUCUCCCUGGAGGUUCCCCGCCAUCGUCGCUCACUGCUUUGGGCUGGACCUGACUCCUCCCGGCUUGUACAACACACUUAAACUGUGUCUGCUGCUCAGCUUGGUGCAGACCCGAACCGAUGCAGACGAUCCCAGUUUGGAUCUCCUGGUGGUCACGGCUGACACACUCGUGUUAGACAGACUAAUGGCGUACAGUUUGAGUCUGGCGUGUCGCGGGGUCAGACAUCAGGCCUCCGCUGAGAUGUUUGCCUCUCUGUCCCGAGACGAACGGGGAGCAGGAACCGCCAACAUCCACGCUGGCUCUGCACUGCUCGCCUCUGGGGGCAUUUGCAUGCUGGGAGAUCUUAGCUUUUACAGAAAGGACAAACUGGACUACAUUCAGUCAGUUCUGGAGAGCCGCUCUGUGUCUGUGUUCAUCCCUGGGAAGAAGUACGGAGAGGAAGCUGACCAGCAGCUUUCCUUUCCAGUCCAGUGCAACUUCUGGGCUCUCACAGACUCCUCUCAGCGCUCUGGGAGGGCGGACUCAGCUGUACUGGGAACUGCAGAAACGGGUCCUGUGCCGGCCCAGCUAGCGGAAACCUUUGGCCUCGUCAUUCAGUGUGGAGACAGGGUGGGAGAGCGGGGCGCGGUCGCCCAGGCGCUCCACACCCUCCAGCAGGCUGUGCAGCCUGGAAGUCACCCUCAUCCAUCCUGCUGGGAGUUUUCCACUGAAGACUACCAGGAGCUGGUGGCUCGUUCUCGUGGCUUGCAAGUGGAGCUCAGCCCCGAAGCAAAGAAACUGAUCCACGGUUACUACAUGGCGAGCCGUCGAGCUCGCACUCGGAGUCAGGGAGUCAAGAUUUCUUUGGCCUCCAUCAAACUGCUGAUCUCUUUGGCCGAGGCUCACUGCAAGCUCUGCCUCAGGACUAAAGUGGUGGAGGAAGACGCGGUGAUCGCUGUGCUGCUGUGUGAAAACUCUGUCACUCUCAAGCAUGGGGCCUCUGCCCUCGUUAUCCCCCCUGACGCAGUUUUUCCUUGCAACUUGGAAGAUGUGGACGGUCUACAAAGGAGAGACGCCGCUCUGGACGAGCUUCACCAGAUUAUCUUACGCUUUGUCUAUACAUUUGCGCCAGGAGCCGAUGCGUAUAUUACAGAGGAGUAACAUCUCUCAAAAUAUUCAGUAAGUGUUCGAGUCAAAUGGGCAAUAUAGGUGGUGGCUAGUAUCAACACGUCGAGUUUGGACAGCUUGGUAUCCGGCGGCACCGACGGUAAA